CUGCUGCAGCAGAGGCGGAGGCUGCUUCUGGACGCGUCCGGGCCGCGCAGCCGGAACCCCAGCCCGGAGGCGCCGGGCGGUGCGCUGGGUGCUGCUGCUGCUGCUGCCCGCCCGCCGCCGCCCGGGCCCCCGCUGCCACCUGGGCCCCGGCCGCCGUCCGCGCCCCCGUCGACCCCGCCCGCGAGUGCGCCCCAGCCUGGACGCCGCCCCCGGCCAGGUCUCCACUUCUCGGCCGCACUUCCCAUGACAGCGCCCGCGCGAAGAUGGCUGCGAAGGGCGCGCACGGCUCCCACCUGAAGAUGGAGAGCGAGCUGGAGCGCUGCCGCGCCGAGGGCCACUGGGACCGCAUGCCCGAGCUGGUGCGGCAGAUACAGACGCUGGUCGUGCCCGGCGGCGGAAGCAGCCGGCGAGCCAGCCCGAGCGCCGUGUUCACCUCUCUGGACACCGAUGACUUUGGGAAAUUGCUCCUGGCCGAGGCCCUCCUGGAGCAGUGUUUGAAGGAGAACCACACCAAGAUAAAAGACUCCCUCCCUUUGCUGGAGAAGAAUGAGCCAAAGAUGAAUGAAGCCAGAAGCUACCUGAGUAGUAUCCUUAACCACGGGAAGCUGUUGCCACAGUACAUGUGUGAGGCCAUGCUGAUCCUGGGCAAGCUGCAUUACAUGGAGGGCUCGUACCGAGAUGCCAUCAGCAUGUAUGCACGGGCUGGGAUUGAUGACAUGUGCAUGGAGAACAAGCCCCUGUAUCAGAUGCGGCUGCUGGCGGAGGCCUUUGUCAUCAAAGGCCUCUCCCUGGAACGCCUACCCAACUCCAUCGCUUCCCGCCACCGCCUGACUGAGAGGGAGGAGGAGGUGAUCGCCUGCUUCGAGAGGGCCUCCUGGAUCGCUCAGGUGUUCCUGCAGGAGCUGGAGAAGGUCACAAAUAACACCACGUCACGGCAUCUGAAAGGCUCUCACCCGGUUGACUAUGAGCUCACCUACUUCCUGGAAGCCGCCCUCCAGAGCGCUUACGUGACAAACCUGAAGAAGGGGAACAUCGUGAAAGGCAUGAAAGAGCUCCGGGAGGUCCUACGGACUGUGGAGACCAAAGCAACUCAGAACUUCAAAGUGAUGGCGGCCAAGCACCUGGCCGGGGUCCUGCUGCACUCCCUGAGUGAGGAGUGCUACUGGAGCCCCCUGUCCCACCCGCUGCCCGAGUUCAUGAGCAAGGAGGAGAAUUCCUUCAUCAUGCAGGCCCUGCGGAAACCUCACCUCUACGAAGGAGACAACCUCUACUGCCCGAAGGAUAACAUUGAGGAGGCCCUCCUGCUGCUGCUCAUCAGUGAGUCGAUGGCUACUCGGGAUGUGGUGCUGAGCCGGGCGCCGGAGCAGGAGGAGGACCGGGCAGUGAGCCUGCGGAACGCUGCCGCCAUCUACGACCUCCUGAGCAUCACGCUGGGCAGGAGGGGACAGUAUGUCAUGCUCUCCGAGUGCUUGGAGCGAGCCAUGAAGUUUGCGUUUGGAGAAUUCCACCUUUGGUACCAAGUGGCCCUCUCCAUGGUGGCAUGUGGGAAGUCGGCCUACGCCGUGUCGCUGCUGCGGGAGUGUGUGAAGCUGCGGCCCUCGGACCCCACCGUGCCCCUGAUGGCUGCCAAGGUCUGCAUCGGGCCCCUGCACUGGCUGGAGGAGGCAGAACACUUUGCCACGAUGGUCAUCAACCUUGGGGAGGAAGCUGGGGAGUUCCUCUCCAAGGGCUACCUGGCACUGGGUCUCACCUACAGCCUGCAGGCCACCGACGCAACUCUGAAGUCCAAGCAAGAUGAAUUGCACCGGAAAGCGCUGCAGACCCUGGAGAGAGCCCAGCAGCUGGCGCCUGGCGACCCCCAGGUCAUCCUCUAUGUCUCUCUGCAGCUGGCCCUCGUCCGCCAGAUCUCCAGCGCCAUGGAGCAGCUGCAGGAGGCCCUGAAAAUGUGCAGGGAUGAUGCCAACGCCCUCCACCUGUUGGCACUCCUCUUCUCCGCCCAGAAACACUACCAGCAUGCUCUGGAUGUCAUCAACAUGGCCAUCACGGAGUAUCCCGAGAACUUCAACCUGAUGUUCACCAAGGUGAAGCUGGAGCAGGUACUGAAAGGCCCAGAGGAAGCCCUCGUGACCUGCAGACAAAUGCUGCGGCUCUGGCAGACCCUGUACAGCUUCUCCCAGCUGGGAGGCCUGGAAAAGGAUGGCAGCCUUGGUGAGGGUCUCACUUUGAAGAAGCAGAGUGGCAUGCACCUGACUCUGCCGGACGCCCACGACGCAGACUCAGGCUCUCGGCGGGCAUCAUCCAUCGCAGCCUCCCGGCUGGAGGAGGCCAUGUCGGAGCUGACCAUGCCCAGCUCAGUCCUGAAGCAGGGCCCCAUGCAGCUAUGGACCACGCUGGAACAGAUCUGGCUCCAGGCUGCUGAGCUGUUCAUGGAGCAGCAGCACCUCAAGGAAGCAGGGUUCUGCAUCCAGGAGGCAGCGGGCCUCUUCCCCACCUCACACUCGGUUCUCUACAUGCGCGGCCGGCUGGCCGAGGUGAAGGGCAGCUUGCAAGAAGCCAAGCAGCUGUACAAGGAGGCGCUCACGGUGAACCCUGAUGGCGUGCGCAUCAUGCACAGCCUGAAUCCUCACAACAGCCCACGAGGAAGGACUGUUCUGUUCCCCGGUUUACAGAGGAGGAACCUGCGGCUCAGAGAGAAUGGGCCACUUGCCCAUGGUCGGCACUUGUCCGUGGGUCUGAUGCUGAGUCGGCUGGGCCACAAGAGCCUGGCCCAGAAGGUGCUGCGGGACGCCGUGGAGAGGCAGAGCACCUGUCAUGAGGCGUGGCAGGGCCUGGGCGAGGUGCUGCAGGCCCAGGGCCAGAGCGAGGCCGCUGUUGACUGCUUCCUCACCGCCCUCGAGCUGGAGGCCAGCAGCCCGGUGCUGCCCUUCUCCAUCAUCCCCAGAGAGCUCUGACUGCCCUGUGGCAGCAGGGAACUUGGGUGGGUGGGGGGGUGGGGGUGGGGCCUCAGGGAAAUACAUCUCUAGGGAACACUUGUGCAGGCUGCAGCCCUAGUUCUCCUCGCCUCCCGCACCCCACCCCUGCGUUCUCUCCAGGGCCAGCUGGCUCUGGGAGCUGCUCGUCUGGAGCUGGGUGGGCCAGAUUUGCAUCAAAAGCAAAUCCCUUGCUCCUUGGGAUUUAGACAGACAUCAUGGCAUUUAUGAGGAAGGAGGUAGCUGGGAGCCCACAUCAGCAUGGGGGCCCCUCCCCAGAGAAUAUGUGCAUCCUCUCAAUGUGCAGUAAGGGUCAAUGUGGCUUGGGUACCUCCUCUGCCCGUCUAGAAGCCCUUGUGCUGCACCUGCCACCCCCCUAACAUCCCUGACCCUGGAUUUCCUGGCCUUGCACAAGCUCUAGUCUCGAACCUCAGCUCCCUGCUCUCCAACACCAAAAAUGAACCCCACCAGCUGCCCUCUGGCUGGGCCAAGAGAGUUUUCCUGGAUUCCUUCCUUGGCACCUCGGGAGACAGUCUGCUUGAACCCUAAGUGACUUGGAGUCAUGGUGACUGGACCUGCUCCCCCAGGGUCCCGGCAGGGGAGCCUCACAGCUGUGCUGCACCCCACCCACACCUCUGUGCCUUUGGGAGCCCCAUGGCCCUGGUCACAUGCCCCAGUCUGGACAGGGUUUGGGAUCACUCUCAGGUGUUGUCCAGGGCGGUCAAGACUUGAAGAAUCUACUGGCAAGUGGGAGGAGCAUGGACCUCUGGGUCCCUUCCCAGACUUUGAGUGAGUGGAUGAUGCCCAGCGUUGCCCCUCUUUGCCUGAUGAGGCCACUUGGGCCCCACUGUGCUCUUCCCCUCUGCUGCCAAGUGCCUUUGGGGCCUCUGGUGUCUGGCCAGGGACACUGAGCACCGGCCCUAACUAACCUUCCGUUUCCGCCCACCCCAUCUCCCUGGAAGCGUGCCCCGGCCCAAGCAGCCUCCUUAUGCCCUAGUCCGAAGCCCCUAGGGUGGGCCUCAGGAUACAAACGUGGCUGCUGGACCCAGCCGUAAUACUUGCAUCAACACAUCAUUCCUUCAAGCCUUACCUUUCUGGGCAAUAGGUACAAUGCAGAUCCUCUAUGGCUUAUAAUGUGCAGAUGGGCAGUCUCCAGGACUGUCUCCAGUACAUCUCACCACUCGCAGCCCGUUCUCACCUCAGGCUUUCUUGGGUGACCUGAGCCACUCCACCAUCCCCUCCCCCUGGGGCCAAAUGGGGACUGUGGUUGGAGACCCGAGGAGGAGAUGGAGCCCAGCCCCUCCUUUGUGGUUGAACAAGUCUCUGUGUACAUGGCACCCUUGUCUGCAGGGGUCCCAGGGGCUGAUGGGUGGGUGUCUUCCUUGCUGGCUCCCCUAGCCCUGCUGCAUGAUGCUCUUGGAAUUCUCCCCAAGAAGUCAGCCCCUCGUGGGCCUAUCAGGAAAUUCCUUUUUUAUCUGCAUUUGGGUUUUAGUUUUAAAGCUCCAUCUGGUACAUGUCUCAUUUUAAGGUGUGUGGAAAGGUCAGGCGCGGGCUUCCCUGGUUUGUCGUAGCCCAGGUCUGUUCCUCGGAGGGGAGCUAUUGGGGACCCACCCUCCUGGCUGCACUGGCUCAGCGCUGCACACGCCCAGGUGCUUCCCAGGGAGAGCCCGCACCCCUGGCCUUCCCACGCCCGGCCAAGGGACACUGCGGAGGACUCCGGAUCCUUCAACUCUUGGUUGAAGGAUCUCUCUCUCUAUGUGUAUGUCUGUGUAUAAAUAUAUAUAUAUGAUAGAGAUCUAUUUUUAUUCUGGAAUCCUGUUUAAAAAAGAAAGUAAACAAGAAAAAACAAGUGCUAUUGCUUUGCCUUGGAGGCCCAAAGAUGUUGGUAGUCAGUUCUUGCUAAUAGGAAAGGCACUAAAUGCAUUCCACUUGAAGCAUUCCCUCGGAGGAAGCCCCAGAGGGCCGGGCCAAGUCACUGACAGUUGGCAGAAUAAAGAGCCCCUUGAGGGGCAGCGGGUCUGUCUGAAGCAGUGUGUUCAUUCAGCGGGCAGGUGGCCCCAGAACAACAGGCCGUGGGCGAGCCGGGAGGGGAGGGGCUCUUGCAGGAGGAGAGGGGCUGGAGAAGUCCUGAAGGCUAUGGCCUCGGCCACACAGGUGAGGAGGAGGUGUGAAGGGGGAGGAAGGGGACUGCUGAGGAGGUUGUGAUUUGAGCCAAGUGAGAGUGGAUGAGAGGGUGGUGAGGUCGGCGCUGAAGCUUAGAGGUGGGUGGGAGGAGGCAGAGAGGGGUCCACGCGGGCCUCAUUCUGGCUUGCCACCUGUUCCUCAGGUGGGCCUGAGCCCCCUGCUGCUUCCAGGGCCAGACUUGUCUGGUCUGAACAUCUGAACAGGAGAGACUGUCCUGCAAGCACUGCCCACGGAACACCUCCAGCACCUGGGGGAGAAGCCCAGGGGUAUGGUGUGUGGGGAGGAUCCAGGCCGCAUCCAGAGGGGCCGCCUGCGCUGAGACGUCCAUACCACUAGACUCCUGAUAUAUGUUAUAUCACAUGCCCAUAUACGACAUAUGCGAUAAAACGUGCAUUAAAAUUUUGAAGGGUGACCUAAAUUUACACAGAAGUUCUAGUUUCUUCGUGUGCCUCAAGGGAUCAUCUGGUGCACCCCCAGGGCUGC
Molecule: messenger RNA, 5636 nt
Organism: Diceros bicornis minor
Lineage: Eukaryota; Metazoa; Chordata; Mammalia; Perissodactyla; Rhinocerotidae
Gene: TTC7A
Product: tetratricopeptide repeat domain 7A
Exons: 21
Coding region: 264-2951 (895 amino acids)
Biological process (GO): protein localization to plasma membrane; phosphatidylinositol phosphate biosynthetic process
Cellular component (GO): plasma membrane
Molecular function (GO): protein binding
Source: RefSeq, a predicted model, not a curated record